Molecule: messenger RNA, 2193 nt
Organism: Elgaria multicarinata webbii
Lineage: Eukaryota; Metazoa; Chordata; Lepidosauria; Squamata; Anguidae
Gene: FAM161A
Product: FAM161 centrosomal protein A
Exons: 9
Coding region: 1-2193 (730 amino acids)
Biological process (GO): cilium organization
Cellular component (GO): cilium; photoreceptor connecting cilium; ciliary basal body
Source: RefSeq, a predicted model, not a curated record
AUGGACGCGGCCCACCGAGCCGCUCUGCACGCCGUCUCCUGUCUCCAUACGCCGGUGGACCCGCGCACCAGAGCGCCCAUCGCGCUCUACGAACGGGAGCCAGGAAGGCCCAGGGCGGCGGGGGGCGAGCGCCAGGAUUGUUUGAAUCCUGAGAGAGAGCAGAGUUGCACUAAUGAUGAUACAGAAGAUUGGAUAGACCUUUCCAAAAUGUACCUUUCAAAUCAAGAAUAUUACUUAAAACUGGAAGAACUUAAACAUGCUCACCUGGAGACCAUGGCAAAAUUGGAAAACAUGUAUCAAAAUAAAUUGUACCUAAAAGGAGUUCAACCUUUAGUCAACAUGGAUGUGACCCAUAAUACUAGUUUUAGAUCAACAUGGGAGACAAACUCAUUUCACCUUCAAAAUAUACGUAAAUCGUUCUCCGAACCUGAUUUAAACAAUUCUUUCUGUUCAUAUUUAUCAGAUAUGUCUGAUAAAGAACUAGAGUUAGAAGAAAAUGACAGUGAAUGUGGAUCACUUACAUUUGGUUUGGAACAAAUUGAAAAUGCGUGGGAUGGGUGUUCUCUGGAGGAUUAUUCCCACUGCACCAGAAGUAUCACAUCCAAAUUACUGCCUUUGAAAAAGAGCAGGAGGAAGAAGAAAAAAUGGACCCCAAAGAUAACAGUACCAGAGCCUUUCCAGAUGACUAUUCGAGAAGCUAAGAAAAAACAACAGAAUACCAAAUCAAAGUCACUAAUAGAACUGGAAAAUAACUUGCUGAAGAAACAAUUAGAGGAGGAAGCAGAGUGUCAAAAGAAAUUCCGAGCCAAUCCAGUGCCUGGUUAUGUCUUUGUCCCUCUCUAUCAGGAAAUAAUGCAGCAAAAUGAGGAACGUAGAAAGUCCCUUAGAGAAAGAAGGAGAGCGAUCCUUCUAGCCACACAAAAGCCAUUCCAGUUUAUUGAAAGAGAAGCCCAAAAGAAGGAAAUGAGGAAAAUGCAGUUGAAGGACCUUUCCUCACCUGAAAAGAAGGCAAAAGUGUUCAAAGCAAAGCCAGUUCCUAAAUUUGUUUACAGUUCAGAAAUCAGUGAGAAGCAAAAGGAAGAAGAGCUCUACAGAGAUCUUAGAAUUCAAAUGAGAUCAGAAGAGCUUCUACGCAAUUCAUCUCUUCCCAACACCAGGUUAGGAAGCAGAGGAACCAAUAAGCAUAGGCAGCAAGACCACCUUGAACAUAGUGAGGAAUCAGAAUGCAAGCUGAAGACCAAAGCCAAGGUUCCAGAUUUUGAAACGUUACAUAAAAAAUUCCAGAACCAGCUUCAGAGACAGAAGAAAGUGAAACACAUCACAGUUUGUGAACCUUUCAACCUCUGUACGGCAAAUAUCCCAUCCAACAAAGAAAGAAUUCUUGAGGACAUCCAAACGGAUGAAGAAAAUUUAAAAGAAACACGUUGGCCCUAUGCCUCUUCAAGAUGUAACCCUCAAAUGAGAUCGUUAAAUGCACAUUCAUCUCGUUUGGGAUGUGAUGAAUCUUCAUCUCCAAGAAUAACAGAAUCUACAAGAAAACGAUUACAAGCCAUAAGGGAAUCAACUGAGGGAAAAAAGAAGGUAGAAGAAGAGCAGAAAAGGAGAAGAGCCAAACAGAAACAAAGAGCAAGGAAACUACAGAGACUUAUAACCACCCGGGCUGAGGCGAAUGAUCCACAUCAGAGCCUAGCUCAGAUGUAUAAAUCGAAGUUAAAAAUAUACAGGAAACAUGAAAAACAGAGAAUGAGAGACUAUCUCCAGGAGCUGGAAGAAAUUGAAGAAAGGGUAGAAAAGAGGCCGCUGUUGUUGGAACAAGCUACACAGAAAAAUGCACGGAUAGCAGCAGAGAAACAUUACUCUGAUAUACUCCGAGAAAUGGGACUGUGUGAAGAGUUUGUUUCAAUGAAAGGCCAAACGGCUCCAGAAAUGCUUUUGCCAGACCAUUCUAGUGAUGGCUCUGAAGGCCUGGCAUCAGAUGGAGGAAGUGAUGAUGAAAAUAAAAUAGAAGAAAGAGAAUCUCUAGGAGAGGAGGAGAAGUCACAAGGAGAGGAGAAGUCACAACUCCAGUCAGCUCAGUCAUAUGAAUAUCUCCAUCUAGAGCCGGCAGUUGUGACACUGGAUUGGCUGCUCACAGCUAUUGCUGAACAUUCCAGCUACAUGCAACUUGCUUUCGAUAAACCAUUGAUUGUCUAA